AGUUGAAAUGGAUAUUUAUCAUACUACUGUUAAUGAAUUUUCUGCUUUGGGGCAAAUAUAUGAAUGGUGGAACAUUACAAGUGUUAGAGUAUUGUAUGUUUGGGAGGACAUGGAAAACAACAGGAUGCUCUUGUGGAUGAUAGAUCGCCAGAGAGAAAAAAUAUUAGCAAUCAUACCUCGCCAUUUAGUGCCCGGAUAUCGAAACAUGAAUCUGAAAGGAAAUGUAUUCUCUGUGCAACAUUUCCAAGUUGAUGAAUACCAUUUGGACAAUCCAAUGUACCAACAGUACAAAAUCUGCACCAGUGAUAAGGCGAUAAUGAUAAACCAUGCCACAACUUUUACUCGGUUAGUAAGCGAUUUUGCCAGUGGAUAUCCACUUUAUCCAAUUGUGUCUACUGUCACAACUGUUGCACAAGAUCAUACAAAUAAAAGAAGGCUUGUUGAUGUGGUUGGAAGAAUAGUAUGGGGAAAUCGAAUCAGACAGCUGCGAUCAUUUGAGUUAAUUCUCCAAGAUGAGACGGGGAACGUAACAAAGUUAUUGUUGUAUAACGUACCAGCAAACCUUAUGAUUAAGGUUAUUGUUGCAACAUACAACAAAUCCAUACUCUAUGUUUCUUGCAUGAAGCUGGUCCACAACAAUUUGGGUAAUUUAUUGGUUUCUACUGUUUUAACCGACUUUGAUGUUGAACCACAAAUGUAUGAAGCUGAUAGGAUUAGAGCUAGAUAUUGAUGAGAGAGUAUUAGAAAAAGAUUUUCUUGAAAACUUUUUUAAUUCCCGUGUUUUCAAUUCAG
Lactuca saligna is the source of this 792-nucleotide messenger RNA. The record is from the annotation of a GenBank genome assembly. Lineage: Eukaryota; Viridiplantae; Streptophyta; Magnoliopsida; Asterales; Asteraceae.